AUGGAUGGCAAUUCCUUUGCCCCUCUUGCAUUCAUUCAUCUACCGUCACCAGCACGUUUACUACGUUCUGCUUGGUGCCCAGACAAAGAUCUGCUGGUCAUUGUCACUCGUCUUGGUGGUAACGACAGGAUCAGUCUCUGGAAGAUGCAAGGGUCGAAGAAGUGGGAAGUAGACGUUGAACUGGAUAGCUCUAGCAGAGAUGAAGUUACAGGAAUUGGUUGGAGUCCCGAUGGUCAGACCAUUGCCAUCACCCAUGAUCCACCCAAGGUUACUCUUCACUCCAUUCAGGACGGACGCUUGGAGCGCACGUUGACAAUUUCUCCGCCUCUAACAUUGCUCGGGCGAACUUAUCACUUGACCGACGUUUGGUGGUUUCAAGAGAGAAAACAAGAGGCAACGAGCAGCAUCCCUGACAUAUUUAAGCGGGGAGACAUCAUUACAGGCUCGGCGCAUUCCAUACUCAGAGGACAACCGCUUCUGGACCAUCUCCAGGAUGAAUCACAACCACUGACAGCCACCGAUUUGUUCGCCUUCCAGGGGUCGCAUUCACGCAUGCUCGCGAAAUCGUCCAUCCCAGAAGUUAUACUGUGCUGGCCAACGCUUCCACCAGAUCCUCUCUCCGCCUCCAUCAAACAGUCGAAGCUUGGCGGCGAUCAGACAAGGCCAGGAGAAGAGUUGGAUGAGAUGGACGACUCCAAUGUGAACAGCGUUUUGGUGGCAUCUGACGAUCUAGGCCACUUGCACUGCUAUCUCGACGGCAGCUAUCCACUUGGCGCCGUUGUAGUAGGGUUCGACUCCUCAACGACUUCUCUCUAUAAGGAGAAGGAUAUCUUCUUUGUGCAUCCUCGAUCUUCCGCGGCACAGGCUACAUGUCUUCCACCUGUCGUAAUUCAACUACCGCAGCUGAGACAGCGAAUCUUGCGUGAUGUGGCGAGAGUAUCGUCAUCUGUACGUCAAUUAACAUGGUACGUCAUGCGUGUGGUGAAAGACAUGCGCGAGGCAUGGUUCGGCUCCGAUGCUCAACAUGGCGCUCGGGAACUGGGUCCCAAAUGGGUACGGGCAUUGGAAGAGAGGCAGAAAGACCAAUUUGGCGUGGAUGAGCCGCAUGCUAUGUUAGACUUGACGUGCCUUCUAACCACAGGACGUGCGUCUGAAUCUCUCUCAGACUAUCUCGGAAGCGGAGAACAAAUGAGUGAGAGGGCUAUUCAAAAGUGGGAAUCAACGAUGGUUGAUGCCUUGAUCAAGCUGCGCGAUUGUUCGGAGAAGCGAGUUGCUCCUGCUUGCCAGCGCUUACAUCUGCUCUUAGAGGAAGUGCACGGGUGGUCUCAGCUGUCUCAAUAUGCAUUAUUUCGGAUAAAGACUCGCGACGUCGCGGCUAGUCUGGAAUUGACCGAGCGAGCGAUAGUGAUGGCCAGCUGGCUUACCGCGACUGCCCGUCGGGAGCUGACACACUUCAAAGAGUUCAUGAGUUGGUUGAAGUACGAGACGUCGAGGGCCAAUUCUUCUACUGAAGCUCAUACUCAGCCUCCCCCUAAGCACGAUAUGCUGGAGGUGAACGACUACCUGAUGUCAGGCCUGGUCGUCAGUCCAAUCGACAAAUGGUUCAUGGGGCCGGUUCCGCGAUUCUCGCCUCAGGAUAUCGGUGUUCUCGGGGAUCAGCAUGACCUGACAACGGUGCUUCAACGCGCACGCAGCGUUCUCAAGGAUCGAGAACAAAUAGCAUGGCAAUCAGAUGCCAGGCAGAAAGACCUAUCACAUUUGGAUCGGAACCUUGAUUCGCUGAUACAGGAGUUAGCGACGCGUUGCCAGAGGAUAUUCGGCGAAGCUGCUAACGGAGCCGCACGCUCAGCAGUUGUGUUGUCCGGGCCGACCUAUCCUCCACUACGGGUCAAGAACACAUGGAGCUCUGAGGAUCCCAGAGAUUUGCCACUACGAGACAGAACGGUACAGAGCAGUGAUCAGCCCGACGCCUUUCAGCAGUACCUCGUGAUGCAGACACCCCGUGUGGGAGAACGGAGUUAUUUGUGUCUGGCUCGGUUAGAACACGCUCGCGUAGCCGCCGCAGCACCUCUCCAAGUCAGCGUUGCAGUGCUCGAAAGCUGCGUUAUGCAGGACGACAGCAAGAUGCCGGUUGAUGUGCUGAACGCGGAAUUCUUUGACGACAAAAACUUCAUUGUCGUUUACAGGCCCCGAGAAGUCGGACAAGCACUGAUCGCAACGGUCAGCUAUUCGGAUUUAUCCUACGAAACGAUACAAUUACAGGGGUACGUAAAUGAUCUGGCCCGAGAAGGCUUGAACAUGGAAGUUAUGCAGCGGCUGAGCGAUGGCCAGCUGUCCUCUGUACCUAUGCCGAUCGUUCAGGCGCGCACUUUGGCCGGCUGCAAGGAGGGAAAGGUCACCCUUGCCGUUAAUGGAAGGGUCGGCCGUCGAGUCGCUUGCGUCCUAGAUGAGGCGGGAAUGAGCCUGGAGAUAUUUGACAUGGAAGGAGAAGAGGACGAGACGGACGAGCUUGGACAAUGA
Messenger RNA from Sparassis crispa, 2520 nucleotides. RefSeq lists its product as hypothetical. Gene Ontology annotation, biological process: positive regulation of mitotic metaphase/anaphase transition; protein K11-linked ubiquitination; anaphase-promoting complex-dependent catabolic process. Bases 1 to 2520 code for a protein of 839 amino acids. The record is from RefSeq and is a predicted model, not a curated record. Gene Ontology annotation, cellular component: anaphase-promoting complex; nuclear periphery. Gene Ontology annotation, molecular function: protein binding. Lineage: Eukaryota; Fungi; Basidiomycota; Agaricomycetes; Polyporales; Sparassidaceae. The transcript is spliced from 13 exons.